Molecule: messenger RNA, 4855 nt
Organism: Sinocyclocheilus grahami
Lineage: Eukaryota; Metazoa; Chordata; Actinopteri; Cypriniformes; Cyprinidae
Product: complement C3-like
Exons: 37
Coding region: 58-4548 (1496 amino acids)
Biological process (GO): complement activation; inflammatory response
Cellular component (GO): extracellular region
Molecular function (GO): endopeptidase inhibitor activity; protein binding
Source: RefSeq, a predicted model, not a curated record
AUCGGAGCUGCUGCAGCUUCACAGACGCUCACAGGAAGACACACACAGACAGUCAGGAUGGAGGUGAAGCUGCUGUUUCUGACUGUUGUUCUGCUCUCCUCACCGCUCCUCACACUAUGUGACCCGCUGUUUGUUCUGUCGGCUCCUAAUCUGCUGAGGGUGGGUUCCUCAGAGAACCUGUUUGUGGAGGCUCAGGAUUACUCUGGAGGAAACAUGAAUGUGAAGAUCAUAGUUAAAAACCACCCAAAGAAGAGCCGGGAGAUACUGUCUCAAUCAGUGACACUGACUUCAGAAAAUAAUUUCCAGAUCCUUACAGAUAUAAAGAUCCCUGAUAAUCAGAGCUAUUUCUCUGACGAUCCUCUGGAGAAGCAGUAUGUGUAUCUACAAGCUCAGUUUCCAUCCGUCACUCUGGAGAAAGUGGACCUGCUCUCAUUCCAGUCUGGAUAUAUAUUUGUCCAAACAGACAAGCCCAUCUACACACCUGCUAGCACAGUUCUUUACAGGAUUUUCUCUUUGAUGCCCAACCUGAAACCACUCAAUGAGUCUAAAAUCACAGUGGAAAUAAAGAAUCCACAAGGCAUCACAGUUUCAUCAGAGAACAUAACUACAGCAAAAGGAAUACAGUCCGGAAAGUAUGCUAUCCCUGAUGUUGCCAGCUCUGGGAUCUGGAAGGUGGUCACACUGUUCUCAAAGACUCCUCAGAAGAAGUUUACUGCAGACUUUGAGGUCAGAGAAUAUGUGCUUCCAACAUGUGAAGUGAAAUUAAAGCCCAGGAAGUCCUUCUUCUAUGUGGGUGAUGAGAGUCUGACAGUCGACAUUGAAGCCAAGUACCUGUUUGGACAGGAGGUGGAUGGAAAUGCGUUUGUGGUGUUUGGUGUGAUGGAAGAUGAGAAGAAAACAAGUAUUUCUGCAUCUCUGCAAAAAGUUCAGAUCGUGGAAGGAGAGGGUACUGCAGAACUGACCAAUCAGAUGAUCACUGACACCUUUCCAAACAUUAACCAGCUGGUUGGACGAUCAAUCUAUGUUUCAGUCAGUCUAUUAACAGAAAGUGGCAGUGAAAUGGUGGAAGCAGAAAGGAGAGGCAUUCAGAUCGUGACGUCACCGUACACCAUCCACUUCAAAAAAACACCACACUUCUUCAAACCUGGGAUGCCCUUCGACGUCUCGGUUUAUGUGACAAAUCCUGACCAAACACCUGCUGUAAAUGUGGAAGUGGAGGUCAAUCCUGGAGGGUUCAGAGGUCGAACAAGAGACAACGGCAUUGCGAAGGUUACAGUCAACACUCAGAGAGGAUCUUCAACACUGGACAUCACUGCAAAGACCAAAGAUCCAGAAAUAGAAGACAAUCAGCAGGCAGUGAAGAAGAUGACGGCUCAGGCCUACAAGACCAAAGGCGGCUCCAACAACUACCUGUACAUCAGCAUUGAUGCUGCUGUGCUUCAGAUCGUUGAAUCAAUGACAGUCUGUCUGAGCACUGGACAAAGUCCAGGAGUCAGAGAUCAAGAUUUCACCUACAUGAUCUUGAGUAAAGGUCAGAUUGUAAAAGCAGACAGGUUUAAGCGAAGAGGACAAUCAAUAGUGACUCUGCCUGUGUCUGUAACCAAAGACAUGGUGCCGUCCUUCCGCUUUGUGGCUUAUUACCAUGUGGGCUCGUCUGAGGUGGUGUCUGAUUCAGUCUGGGUCGAUGUGAAGGACACGUGCAUGGGAAAGCUCCAGCUUAAGGUGGAGAAGGAGAAGGAGAAGGAGAAGGAGAAGAUGAAUAUCUAUGGCACAGGAGAAGAGGUCAAGCUGCAGAUAACUGGAGAUCCUGAAGCUAAAGUUGGUCUGGUGGUGGUUGACAAGGCUGUGCAAGUCCUUAACAAGAAGAGACUCACUCAGACUCAGGUGAAGGAUCUUUUUCAGAUGUUAUGGCACAAUCAUCUUGUUACUGUUUUUCACAAAACAUACAUAAUUGUCUUUACGCUUCUCUCUGAGAACAGCCAAGCUCCUGGAGCUGGUAAUUACUCCGGUGAACUGAAGCAGUGCUGUGUUGAUGGGAUGAGGGAUAAUAAACUCGGCUACACCUGUGAACGAAGAGCCACAUACAUCAUGGAUGGUGAAGAGUGUGUCAAGGCCUUCCUGGACUGCUGCAACCAGAGGAAAACCCGCAAGAACACGAAGACCGAAGAGGAGGAGCAGAUUCUGGCUCGAAGUGAUGAUGAUGAUGAUGAUGAUGAUGACUAUCAAACAGACUCUGAAGAGAUUGUGUCCCGUACGCAGUUCCCUGAGAGUUGGCUUUGGGAGGUGGUUGAUCUACCCACUUCCAAUAAAGGUGAAACAACAUCAAUCACAAAACCGAUCUUCCUGAAAGACUCUAUCACUACCUGGCAGAUCUUGGCUGUCAGUCUGUCACCAACACUUGGCAUCUGUGUGGCAGAACCUGUGGAGAUGGUCGUUUUUAAACACCUUUUUAUUGACCUAAAGAUGCCUUACUCAGCUGUACUUUUCUUCUCAUUCUCCUGUUUUCACCAGGUGCGUGUGGAGUUCAUGGAGACAGAAGAUGUUUGCAGCUCUGCCAGUAAGAAAGGCAAAUACAGAACAACAGUAUCUGUUGACAAAGGCUCCAGCAUAGCCGUUUCAUAUGUGAUUAUUCCCAUGACGCUGGGAAGUCACAUGAUUGAGGUGAAUGCUUCUGCAUAUGGUUUAUCUGAUGGAGUGAGAAAGCCGCUGAAGGUGGUGUCUGAGGGUGUGCUGAUUCCAUUACAAAGAGAAAAUGUGGAGCUCAAUCCUGUUAAGAAUGGGGAAAAACCUUUAGUUUUUAAAUCUGUCAUACCAACUGGACGACUUCCAGACACACCUGCUGACACGUACAUCUCAAUUACUGAAGGUUAUCAGCGGCAGCUGGUUUACCGUAAAUCAGAUGGAUCCUACGCUGCAUGGAGACACAGACCGAGCAGCACAUGGCUGACAGCAUAUGUGGCUAAAGUCUUUGCCAUGGCCAGUGAUUUAAUUCCUAUAGAGGAUAAAGUGCUCUGCAAUGCCCUUGAGUGGCUGGUUCUGCACAGACAAGUACAAGACGGCUCCUUUAAAGAGGAUUCAGCUGUAAUACAUGGAGAGAUGGUGGGUGACGUACAGGGCAAAGAUGCUGAUGCCUCUCUGACGGCCUUUGUCGUGAUUGCCAUGCAAGAGGCCAGAGAGAUCUGUGCUGAAUCAGUUGCUAGUCUGAAUGAAAGUAUCAGGAAGGCUGUUUCUUUCUUGGAAGGUCAACUUCCACAGCUGACCAAUCCUUACGCUGUUGCAUUAACGUCCUACGCCAUGGCCAAUGCCAACAAACUCAAUAAAGACAUCUUGAUGAAACACUCCUCCCAACUAGAAGCCGGUCGGUCUUGGACUGUCCCUGGACAGCACCAUCACUCACUAGAGGCGACGGCUUAUGCUGUGCUGGCGCUUGUGAAGGACAAAGACUUUGAUAAAGCAGGAGAAGCAGUGCACUGGCUGAACAGACAGCAGUCUCACUAUGGAGGAUCUGGCACCACUCAGGCGACCAUCAUGGUGUUCCAGGCCGUGGCAGAGUAUCGCACGCAGGUGAAGGACCGGCAAAACUUCAAUCUGAACGUGGAGCUGUCCGUGGCAGGAAGAAGCAAACCUGUCAGAUGGGCUUUUAAAAGAGAUAAUAUGCAUCUUACUCGGUCAGACAAGGUGGACAUAAACCAGGAGUUCAAUGUAACUGCUAAAGGAACUGGAACAGCCACUCUCUCAGUUCUGACGCUGUACUACGCCAGACCUGUUGAGAAGAAAUCUGACUGUACUUUCUUUGAUCUGACUGUUAAAAUGGAGAAAGACAAUGAAGGAGCUGUUGCAAGUUACAAGCUCACUAUGGAUUUCUACUACAAAGAUGAUAAAACUGAUGCCACCAUGACUAUUCUGGACAUUGGCUUACCGACUGGAUUUGAAGUUGAAGAAAGUGAUCUUAAAGAGUUGUCUUCAGGGAAGGAGAGAUACAUUCAGAAAUAUGAAAAUAAUAAAGUUCUUUCAGAGCGAGGAUCCCUCAUCCUCUACUUAGAUAAGGUUUCUCACAGAGAGACAGAAAGAAUUGUUUUCAGAAUGCACCAGAUGCAUAAUGUGGGUCAACUACAACCUGCAGCAGUCACAAUAUAUGAAUAUUACUCACCAGAUGCACGCUGUACAAAGUUCUACCAUCCUGAAAGGACAGAUGGUGCGAUAUACAGACUGUGUAAAGGAGACCUGUGCCAGUGUGCAGAAGAAAACUGCACUUUCCAGAGGAAAAACAAAACCAGAGAAGAGGAGCGUUUAAAUAAAGCCUGUGAAGGUGGCAUGGAUUAUGUUUAUAAAGCCACAGUGGUGGGAAUGGAUCUGAAACAGGACUCUGACAUCUAUGACAUGAAGGUGGAGCAGGUACUGAAAGAAGGCACCGAUGAUAAUGUUGAGGGAAAUGUGAGACAAUUCCUGGCUCGUCCCGGUUGCAGAGAAUAUUUAGGAUUGGUAGAAGGCAAGUCGUACCUCAUCAUGGGCAGAUCUGUUGACCUGCCAAAGCUCGGGGGACGGUAGGUGUCCACUGUGUCUGCAAAUAGCAGGAUUUAUGCAUCUACAAUCUGUAGAGUGUUGCUCGUGGCUUAAUGUUGUGACAAUUGUUUUCUAGCAUAAUGCAUUUUUAGUAACCAAGAACAGACACAACACAAUAAGAUACACAACACAAAUCCUCUAUGAUGAACAUAUUUUCUAUUAAAUUAAUUUUGAUCAUUUUUGUGUUGUUUAAAGUAAAUAAUGUGUAGGUGCUGUAAUUGUCCAGAGAUUAAAGGGAUAGUUCAUCCAAAAAUGAAAAUGUGAUGUUUAUCUGCUUACCCCCCGGGCAUCC